AUGGAUUCGUUCGGAAAUAAAAAAGAUGAUAAUAAUUUCAGCGGUCACAUAUUAAAUAGUACAAAUUAUCGGUUAUGGAAAUUCCAAAUAACUGCGUUCAUGAAAGCGCGUGGCUUAACCGAUAAUAUCGAAGGAAAUAGACCUGAAGCUGAUGCUUCUGCAGAUGCAAGAAAUGCUUUUGAGCGAAAUGAAGGAAGGGCCAUGAAUGCUAUUUUUCAAUCACUGGAUUCAGAACAUGCGAACCUCGUGCUGGCAUGUAAAACAGCAAAAGACAUGAUGAUCAAAUUAAACAGUGUUUAUGAAAAGAACUCAGAAAUCCGCGUUAUGACCUUGUAUGAAGAAUAUUUUUCACUAAAAAUGAAAGAAGAUGAAUCAGUGGCCGGGUGUGUAGCCAAAGCAAAUCAGUUAGCAUCUGAAAUUGAACAGCAAGGAGAAAAAUUGUCCGAAAAGUUAAAGAUGGUGCGCAUCAUCAGUAGUUUGCCAGUUAAAUUUAACAAUUACAAAACUGUCUGGUACAACACAAAAGAAUCUCGUACGAUUGAUACACUGAUGUCUUCUUUACAGUUGGAGGAGGACAAUUUGAAGCGAAUAAAUGAUGAACAAUGUGCAACAGAAGAUGCUGCUUUUGCUGCGAAGUUUAAACGAAAUGAAUUCAAAAGUGAAUCAAAGCCAAGUAUCGAUGAAUUGAAAAGGAAAACCAAAUGCAACGCUUGCGGUCAAAUAGGGCAUUGGGCGAAAGAUAAAAAAUGUCCAAAGUCUAAAAAUUCAUCCGGUAUAAAUAAAAGCAAAAAACGUGCAAGUAGCAAAGACAAUAAAAGUUUGAAAGACAGAGAUGAGUUAGCAUGGUCUACGGUUGUGCGUGCAAAUAAAUACGACGAUUCAAAAUCCAACUAUUGGUGUGUUGAUUCGGGUGCAACGAGUCAUAUGACUUAUCGUCGUGAACGGUUCUCGGAACUGAGAGAAUAUGGCAGUCAAGUGAAGUUGGCCGAUCGCCGUCAUGUCGAAAUACGAGGCAUUGGUACAGUUCUUAUUGAUUCAAGAGUUAACAAUCAGUGGGAGCAGCGUCGUCUUGAAAAUGUAUUGUAUGUGCCAGAUUUGUUUUCUACUGUUGUUAUGACUGACAAAGGUUUUCAAGUUAUGCUCGAAAAGGAUGGCUGCAAAGUACUUGACAGCGAAAACAAUACUGUUGCGGUUGGUAGACGUAAUGAGGUGAGACAAAUCAAAAUGGAUUUUCGCUUGCGCAUAGACGAAUGUGCAAAUGUAGUAGCAGGUCGAAUGGUUCUCAAAUCAAGCAUUUCCGUUUUGAUAAUGGAACAGAGUUCAUCAAUAAAAAGGUCAAAAAUUUAUUAA
Messenger RNA from Rhagoletis pomonella (apple maggot), 1350 nucleotides. RefSeq lists its product as uncharacterized. Bases 1 to 1350 code for a protein of 449 amino acids. The record is from RefSeq and is a predicted model, not a curated record. Gene Ontology annotation, molecular function: zinc ion binding; nucleic acid binding. The transcript has a single exon. NCBI's taxonomy places the organism in Eukaryota, Metazoa, Arthropoda, Insecta, Diptera, Tephritidae.